Protopterus annectens (West African lungfish) is the source of this 3974-nucleotide messenger RNA. Its product is annotated as adseverin-like. Gene Ontology annotation, cellular component: actin cytoskeleton; cytoplasm. NCBI's taxonomy places the organism in Eukaryota, Metazoa, Chordata, Ceratodontiformes, Protopteridae. The record is from RefSeq and is a predicted model, not a curated record. Gene Ontology annotation, biological process: actin filament severing; actin polymerization or depolymerization; barbed-end actin filament capping. The transcript has 17 exons. Gene Ontology annotation, molecular function: phosphatidylinositol-4,5-bisphosphate binding; actin filament binding. The coding region runs from base 98 to 2275 and encodes 725 amino acids.
GCACCAGACCUCUCUCCUCUCCAUCAAGACCGCUGUCCUCACUAGUGUUCUCCAGUUAACCGUGCACCCGUGCAGCUCUUCUCUCUAGCCUAACAAAAUGGGAAUAAAGGAAGAAUUUCAACGUGCUGGCUCCAAGCCAGGACUUAUAAUUUGGAGGAUUGAAAAUCUGGAUCUAAAGCCAGUCCCUGAAUGUCUGUUUGGGAGCUUUUUCAUUGGAGAUGCUUACAUUGUAUUCCAUGCAACCAAAGCCCCGAGUUACAGUAUUCACAUGUGGUUGGGGAAUGAAUGCUCCCAGGAUGAGAGCACUGCAGCUGCCAUCCUUGCUACCCAGCUUGAUGAACACCUUGGAGGAAAACCGGUCCAGUAUCGAGAGACACAGGGUUCUGAGUCCACCACCUUUCUGGCUUACUUUAAAACUGGCAUAACAUAUAAGAAAGGUGGUGCUGCUUCAGGCUUACGCCAUGUUGUCACCAAUGACUUGAAAGAGGAAAGAGUCAUACAAGUGAAGGGGAAACGCUUUCCGAGAGGAAAAGAGCAGGAGUUCAGCUGGAAGAGCUUUAACAAGGGAGACUGUUUCAUUAUUAUUGCUGGAGCAAAUAUCUAUCAAUGGAUGGGGUCACGCUGCAAUAAAAAUGAACGUGUAAAAGCCCUGAGUCUUGCUGUUGGUAUUCGGGAUGGUGAGAAAAUGGGAAGGGCAAAGCUGUGUGCAGUAGAAGAGGGAGAAGAACCAGCAGAGCUUCUAGCCAUACUGGGUCCAAAACCAAACAUUCCUGAUGGAGAUGGGGAUGAAGAAGAUGAAAAGAGUGAUAUUGAGAGCAAGAAAAGUGCAAAGUUAUAUAUGAUUUCUGAUGCUAGUGGAAAAAUGAAAACGUCAGAAGUGGCAUCGGCUCCACCAUUUACUCAAGAUAUGCUUUCAAGUAAUGAGUCUUACAUUUUGGAUAAUGGUCAGGAUAAGAAAAUCUACGUCUGGAAAGGGCAGUCUGCAAGUCCAUCUGAACGCCGUGAGGCACUGAAAGCAGCAAAUGAAUUCAUUUCACAGAAAAACUAUCCAAAAAAUACACAGGUUGUGGUGCUUCCUCAGGGUGGAGAGACUACUGAAUUCAAACAGUUUUUCUCACGGUGGCAAGGUAAAGAUGAUACAACUGGCCCCAGACCACCAUACGUCAUUGGUAGGAUUGCUAAGAUUGAACAAGUUCCAUUUGAUGUCAGCAGUUUACAUACAUCUCCUGCAAUGGCUGCGCAACAUGGAAUGGUUGAUGAUGGGUCUGGAAAAGUCCAGAUUUGGAGAAUUGAAGAUGGCGAUAAAAAGCCAGUUCCUCCAUCUUCAUAUGGGCAGUUCUAUGGCGGCGACUGCUACCUCAUUUUGUAUACUUACAAAGGCAACAAGGGAGAACAACAUUUUAUUUAUAUUUGGCAGGGACAAAAAGCUACACGUGAUGAACUGACAGCAUCUGCAUUCAUGGCAGUGCAGCUGGAUGACUCUUAUGGUGGACUACCUGUUCAGGUGCGUGUACCACAGGGGUCAGAACCUCCUCAUUUAAUGAGUCUGUUCAAAGGAAAACCACUCAUUAUCCAUGCAGGGGGAACAUCAAGGGGGUCUGGACAAACACCUGCAGCUUCAAAUCGUCUCUUCCAUGUGCGAUGCAGCACUUCUAAAGCCAGCAGAGCAGUGGAGGUUAAGGCUGAUGCUUCAUCUCUAAAUUCCAAUGAUGCGUUUGUACUGAAAACACCACAAAGCGUUUAUCUGUGGAAAGGCACUGGGGUCAGUGAUGAUGAAGUUACUGCAGCAAAGUCUGUAGUCAGCACACUUGGUGGUUCAGCAAAAGAAAUCAAUGAAGGAAGUGAACCAGCUGACUUUUGGAGUAUACUUGGUGGGAAGAAGUCAUACCAGACGUCUGCUGGCUUGAAAUGCAAACAACAAACAUAUCACAUUCGUCUGUUUGCUUGCUCAAACAAGACUGGAAGAUUUACUAUUGAGGAAGUUCCAGGAGACUUCAGCCAAGCAGAUCUAGCCACUGAUGACGUCAUGCUACUAGAUGCUGGGAAUCAGAUAAUGCUGUGGAUAGGCAAUGAGGCAAAUGAUGUUGAGAAGAAGGAGUCACCUUUAGCAGCUCAAAAAUAUGUUGACACUGACCCAGCAAGAAAAGGCAUGAAGCUUCCUAUUUCUGUUAUAAAACAAGGUUGCGAGCCACCAACCUUUACUGGAUGGUUUCUGGGUUGGGAUCCGCAUUUAUGGCAAAAGAAUCCACUGGAUCAAUUCAAGGGCAUGCACUGAACUUCUUAACUGAACCCCGAAUGGAACCCAUUGACAGAGUGCAAAGAUGAUCAUUAAUGGUGGUGGUGGCGGAAUGCUUUGCUGUAUCAAUACUGAUAAAUAUAUAAAGUAACACUUCUGAAUUCAGUGGAUAUGAUUUACAGGCAUUAAAACUGAUUAAAAUGUAGAAAAUGAGUGGAACAUAAUUUUGAGGGAUGAAUGCACUCAUCAUUGGCCUCAAGGCAUACAAAAAUGAUGCCAAAAAACAUGAUUUCAUGAGUCAAGGUCAUAUAUCAAAGCCUAUAGGAAGAAUAAUGACACAUCACAUCCACUUGAGUUUGUAGCUAACUGUCUGCACAAUUACCCAUUCAGUUACUUUUCAGCCCAUCUUUCUUUUACGUUGCUGUUCUCCCCUACCCCAGUGUUGAAACCUGCCACUGAUGUGCAUGUUUUACUAAACUUUUCUGUCAGUGUGUGUACACGUGUGUGUGUGUGUGUGUGUGUGUGUGUGUGUGUGUGUGUGUGUGUGUGUGUGUGUGUAUAUUUCUCUCUGCAGGUGGGCAUUCAGAUGUAUGUGAUGAAAAGUUAGUUUGUGAUUGUGGCUGCUGUGUAUGCAGUCAUAAGCACACAAUGUAUAUUGGUGUUAUGUUUAGCAAUAACAGUCUAUAAGUUGGAGGUGAGGCGUUUUUCUUGUGCACUGUGUGCAAGAUGAGUGCGACUAUAUGAACACUGCACAGGAAGGGUGUUUUUGUGUGACUGUAUAUCCUAAGUAGCACUUAGUCUAAGGUAUGUGCAAUCUCAGAGUUGCUUAUAAAUUUUGGGAUGGGUGUUGAGGGUUGCUCACCCCCAUAUAAGAAGUGUGAUUUUUGCGUGUUGUGUUUGCAUGGAUGUUGAGCAGUAAGUGAGGUGUGUGUGUGUGUGUGUGUGUGUGUGUGUGUGUGUGUGUGUGUGUGUGUGUGUGUGUGUGUGUGUGUGUGUGCGCGUGUGUGUGUAUGUACCCACACGUGUGCAUGCAUUUAUUCCUAUGAAUGUGUUAGAGAUCUUAAUAUUUAAACUAGUCAAGAAGGCUGCUUAGUCAGCAUUUCUUUUUUUUCAAACUAUUGUCUCUCAAGUAGUCGAACAUCAAGAUUUGGACCAAAUUCCAAUUAUUGUGCUGGAUUUUUUAAACUCCUUCCAUACACUGACUGCAGUAGUACAUUUUCCUUAUGAACACAUCUAUAUCCCUAACUUCCUUCAUGUUAACCAAUCUGAUGUCAGUUGCUCAGCAAAUUAUGCCUCCUAAAAUGAAACAAUUGUUAAUAUUGUACCCCAAUAACAACUUGUUAGACCACUUUUACUUUACUUACCGGGGACUGAUGUAUAUUUUGAAUUGUUUUGAAUAUAACUGCAACAAUUCAGCUUACAUAUUUUUCAAAUACAAUAUGCCAUUAAAUAUUGUACCUAUCUUAUUCUGGAAAAUAUACAUGUACAAUAUAUUUUUAAGCAUGUUGUUGCAAGCUCUGUUCUUACAGUCUCUUUUGUAUAUUAAGUAAUUACUUGUGUUACUUGAAAAGUCACAAAAUAUGGACCUGAUGUUAAAGCAGCUCAUGUCCACAAAGUGAGGAGUACUUUUACAUCUGUUCAUAUGUUGUAUAUCCAUAUUAGAAAAUGAAUGUUUUUAUUAAAAUGCUUUCCUUGCAGGCUUCCCAAACUCAUCUGUUAAUAAAUCAUUUUUACUGAC